CAAGAGGAUCGAGGCUAAUAAGAAGAAGGAAGAAGAAGAUAAAGGUGAAGCAAUGAAGAAGGAUUUAGAGGAAAGAAAGAAAGAAUAUGAAGAAAAAAUGAGCCAGCUUAUGGCUAAAAACAACAAAGAGUUGAUAGAGGAAGCGGAAAGGAAAGAAGCUGAGAGAAAGAAAAGAGAAGAUGAGAGAAAGAAAAAAGAAGACGAUGAUGCCACAAAAACAAUUGCCAUGGUGGUUGAAAAUGUAAAUGCUUCAGAGAGUGAAGCUCAAACCAUUGGUGGUAAAGGCACAAAAAGAGGAAAGAAGACAACAGCUACCAAGAAGAACACCAUUCUAAGUAUUACUAUGGAUGAAGAACUACAAAAGAAGUUGCACAACAUAUCAGAUUCAUACAAUCCGAGAAGAAGUACAAGAUCAAUGGUGAAAGUGCAACAAAAUGUUGGUGCUGAAGUAGUUAGCAAAGAAGAAUUUGAAGGCAAAGAUGUUUCUGGAGUUACUUCCAAAGUAACAAAUACUCCAAAGAAAAGGAAAGCGGCUGAGAAAGAAGAUGAGGAUGAGCCUUUGGAUGUUGAGAUAAUAAAAUAA
Messenger RNA from Spinacia oleracea (spinach), 583 nucleotides. Its product is annotated as protein MNN4-like. The record is from RefSeq and is a predicted model, not a curated record. NCBI's taxonomy places the organism in Eukaryota, Viridiplantae, Streptophyta, Magnoliopsida, Caryophyllales, Amaranthaceae. The transcript has 2 exons. The coding region runs from base 53 to 583 and encodes 176 amino acids.